This is a messenger RNA of Emiliania huxleyi CCMP1516, 1227 nucleotides long. RefSeq lists its product as hypothetical. The transcript is spliced from 6 exons. Gene Ontology annotation, biological process: amino acid catabolic process. Lineage: Eukaryota; Haptophyta; Isochrysidales; Noelaerhabdaceae. Bases 1 to 1227 code for a protein of 408 amino acids. The record is from RefSeq and is a predicted model, not a curated record. Gene Ontology annotation, molecular function: L-amino-acid oxidase activity; polyamine oxidase activity.
AUGGCUGGGCUCUACGCCGCCAUGCUGAUCAAGUCGCUCGGCAUCGAUUUCGAGGAGCUGGAGGCCGCAGAGGCGCCCGGCGGACGCGUGCGCACGCACCACUUCUCCGAGGAGGAGUGGGACUACGUCGAUCUGGGCGCGAUGCGCGUCCCCAAGAUCCCAAUCAUGGACAGGAUUGACUGGAAAGCCGACCCGUUCCACUUUUCGACGUCAAAGGGUGGCAAUGUGCCCGACAAGUUCGUGCACGAGGGGCCCGACCACUGGCUGACGAAGGUGAUCCAGGAGUACCUCGACGCACUCAGCAAGAAUUUCGAAAGCGGCUUCCGAAAGCUGAUGAGCAUCGACUCGAUGACCGGGCGCCAGCUGCUCCUCGAUGACCGGGCGCCAGCUGCUUCUCGGACCCCCAUCGUAAUUGACAACCUCGACCUGGGCCCGGCUAAGCUGACCGACGCGAUGGUUGCCGAGAUCGCCGCGGGCCAUGGGCCGUGCGUCCAGACCGAGCACGAAUUCUCCAAGCGGUACACGCACGUCAUCACGACUGUGACGAACCACGCCUUCCGGCUGAUGGAUACCACCGACUGCAACCUCUCGCUCGCGAAACGGACCGCGCAGCGCUGCCUGACGUACGACCACUCGACCAAUGUGGCCCUCAAGUUCAAGACGCGAUUCUGGGGAAGGGGCGCAGCGCCAAUCCACGGAGGCACCUCAACGACCGACCUGCCCAUCAGACAGGUCGUGUACCCGUCGUAUGGCAGCGAGUGGGACACCGGCGUGCUCAUCGUCUCGUACUCGUGGGCGGACGACGCGGACUGGAUGGGCAGCCUCGCGCUGAGCGACAAGACGCGCGCCAUCGAGCUCUGCGUGGCCAACCUGGCGGAGUUCAGCAGCAUGAUUGCAGACCUGAUCUCCGCGGAGGUGGACGGGCGGCUGCUCUUUGCGGGCGAGGCAACGAGCGUGCACCACGCCUGGAUCGUCGGCUCGCUCAACUCCGCCUACCGCGCGGUGGACGAAAUCCUGUGCCGCGAGGGGCUCGUCGAAAAGCGCAUCGAGCUGCGCAACCCGUGUGGGGCUCGUGGUGGAGCGGCUGCGCCGGCGCCGGAGGGCGAUGUACGGAUGGUCUCGAGCAGCCAGAGCGCAGACGUCGAGCAGGGCAUGUCAGCACCCUUUUCCUUGAGUUCGCCAGACCGCAGCAGCAUCGGUCGGGGAUCGAUGGUCGGGGAGACGUGA